Messenger RNA from Thlaspi arvense, 687 nucleotides. The record is from the annotation of a GenBank genome assembly. Lineage: Eukaryota; Viridiplantae; Streptophyta; Magnoliopsida; Brassicales; Brassicaceae.
AUGCAUUUUUUUGUCAGGCCAUUUCGCUUACCUGCUAUUCUUGUUGGAGAUGGCCGGCUGGGUGGUAUUUCAGGAACCAUUUCAGCUUAUGAGACUUUAAAGCUUCGUGGUUAUGAUGUCAUUGCUCUUGUUCUUGAAGAUCAUGGCCUUGUAAAUGAGGUUCCCAUGUUGUCUUAUUUGCGGAACAGGGUCCCUGUUCUUGUUCUUCCACCUAUUCCAAAGGAUAUGUCAGAUAGCCUGAUGGGGUGGUUUGAUGAAGCUCAGACUAUCUUCAAUGCUUUGAAGGAAAAAAUGAUUUCAGCUUUUAUUGAGAGAACAGAGAGACUGUGCAGCAUGCAAAAGAAAGCACAAGGGAUUUUCUGGUGGCCAUUUACUCAGCAUAAGCUUGUAGCUGAAGAAGCUGUUACAGUAAUAGAUUCUCGCUGUGGCGAGCACUUUGCAGUUCACAAGGUAUCAAACCAUGAUUUCAUUGCACAACAAUUUGAUGCUUGUGCAAGUUGGUGGACACAGGGGCCCGAUCGUACUUUGCAGAUUGAGCUUGCAAGGGAUAUGGGGUAUGCUGCUGCAAGAUUUGGGCAUAUAAUGUUUCCUGAGAAUGUUUAUGAGCCAGCUUUAGAAUGUGCUGAACUUUUGCUUGGUGGCGUUGGGAAGGGUUGUAAACUGAGGUUCACUCAACAAAAUGGUUAA